UGAGGGGAGGAGCGAGCCGGAGCACUACUCAAGGAAAGAAGACCGACUCAUGCUGGGAGCUGAAGUUAAAUCCGAAACCGACGCAGUUUACGUGUUCCAGCGCUUUGCGAGGACGGGCCGGCUUCAACUCUGAGCAGAAAUGAAUCUCAAGUAAUCUUGAAUCUACCCGAGGAAAGAUCAGUCAUCCCUGCGCUCAAGUCAGACAGGGACCAAAAGCUGGCAGUGGUUGCUUCCCUGAAGAGGACAGUAACUAACCUGUACAGGUAUCAGCGGUUGGUGCUAAGGAUGCUUUUGUCCCGACAUCAGACCUGGAGGUAACCCCACGUUGUCUGUGCCGUUGCCCCCCGUGCACCCCGGAGUGGAGAUGGUCCACUGGACCACACAGUGGGGGACAUAUGUCUGGUUCCAGACUCUGCUGGCCUUUGCCUUGGCCAACUGUUCCUCUCUUACCCCCAGCCCUGUCAACUUCUCUGUGGUUUACACCAUGCCCUUCUUCCAGGCCCGGGGCCCCAUCCAGAACAUAGUCAACAACUCGUUUUACCAGGAGGUGUAUGUUGCCUCUCAGAAUGUGAUCGAAGCUGUCAACAGAAGCUUGGAGAAGGUGUGGGAGCUCCACACUGGGCCGGUGGGAAGUCCAGAGUGUCAGAUAUGUGACUUGUGCGAUGUUGACAAGGAUCCCAACUUCUUGGAGGACACAAACAAUCAGGUCCUGCUGUUGGAUACUCUCUUUAUGUAUUUAUACUCUUGUGGAAGUUCUCAGUAUGGUGUAUGCUAUUUCCAUCAACUUAACUCAAAUGGAGAGUCGCCUUCUCUUUCUAAGUGUUUGUUCAGAAAGGAUUCGAACUCUGCUGCCUACUGUCCUGACUGCGUGGCCAGCCCACUUGGUACCAAAGUCACCAUGGUUGAAGAGGGUCAGACAGUCUACUUCUUUGUUGCUGCCACUGUCAAUGACAGUGUGACCCAGCGUUACGGAAGGAAGUCUAUAUCUGUGCGUCGACCACUGGCCACAGAAGAUGGUUUCUACAGUGAUGUGCGUGGUCUGACUGUCCUUCCGGGUUUGCGGAGGACAUACCAUAUUGAAUAUGUCUACAGCUUUUUCACUCAGGAGUUUGUGUACUUCCUCUCAGUUCAGAGAGAGUGCCCCGAUCAAGACUCAUCUCCGUUUCAGACUCGCUUGGGCCGUCUCCCACGGAAUGAAUGGGAGAUGAAGAGGUAUCGUGAGGUGAUCCUGGAGUGUCGGUUUGAACCAAAACGCAGGAGGAGGAAUGUAGCCAGUGAACCCUACAAGGAUGUGGUGUACAACGUGGUCCAGGCAGCCCAUUUUGGCAAGGCAGGCAGGGAGCUGGCAGAGGAGUUGGGGGCUGAGGAGGAGGAUGACAUCCUCUAUGGGGUUUUUGCGGUUACUGAUGACAACAGGGUCACGGAGCAGGACUCGGCCCUGUGCGCCUUCCCAAUGGACAACGUGAACAAAGCAAUCGUAGAUGGGGUGGAUGACUGCUGCGAGUCUGGACCAGAGCAGCUGUCCAGAGGGCUCUGCCAUUUCCAGCCCUGUGAGAGCUGUCCACAUGAGAGCAUGGAGAACAACGCCACAUGCAGAGACCAUCCUACUAUGGUGUCAAAGCCCUACUAUAGAGUGGACCUCUUUAACAGGCAGAUGACAAAUGUCCUGCUCACAUCUUUGCUGGUCACAACCAUAGAGAACAAGACCGUAGCCCAUAUUGGCACCUCUACUGGACGCCUGCUGCAGCUUGUAUUGACAAGAUCCAGCCCUAUUAUCUUCGCCAAUUACUCUUUGGUAGAGAACCAGAGGGUCUCGUCCAUCGCCGCUGUUUACUCAUCAGAGUAUCUUCUCUUUGUGGUUGGAGACAAGAUGAUCCAGGUACCCCAGAGAGGGCCGGGCUGUCAACACUUCCUGACUUGUGCUAUGUGUUUGACAGCCCCCAAGUUCAUGGGCUGUGGCUGGUGCGCUGGAGUGUGCUCCUGGGAGAGCGAGUGUCACAGUAGCUGGAGGAAUGAGUCCUGCCCACCAGGGAUCACUGGGUUCUUUCCACGGACUGCUCCUCCUGAUGGUCAAACAGAGGUAACGGUGUGUGGAUGGGAGUUCCAGUCCCCCUUAAGACCUGCCAUCACCUCCAGAACCCACCAGGUCCGACUGGGACAGACUGCCUGCACUGUGCUUCCAGUCAAAAGCAACAAUACACACCUAGUGUGUAAGAUUCGCUCUGGGGCCACUGAGCUGUCCAAACCAGUCAACAUUACAGUGGAAGUGCAUGAGGGCAAGGUGGAUGGACGCUACUCUAUUGACGGGAAGGCAGAAAUGCCAGGAUUCAUAUUUGUGAUUCCCAACAUCACAGAAAUCCAGCCCAACUAUGGGCCUCGCGUUGGGGGCACAUUCAUCACAGUGACUGGACCUCACUUGGAUGCUGGGAAGACCAGGAAAGUCACUCUCAAUGAUGUGCCCUGUCCAAUAAAGAGAGUCACAAAGCCUAAAGGCAAUGUGUCCUCCAUCAUCUGUCUGUCUCAGCACAUGUCAGAGGUGAGGGACGUCCCUCUGAGUGUUUUCAUUGACAAGUCUCCUGUCCUCACCACAAAGGUGUUUUACUACAAAGAAAACCCGCAGAUUACAGCCGUCCUACCUGGCUGUAGCUUUGACAGGGGGUCAAAGAUUGUGAUUGAGGGGAAGAACCUGGAUUCUGUUUACCGCACCAUCAUCCGCUUUAAACCCAAUGAGAGCCACUUGAAACCUGUGACAAGGGAGUGCAUAGGCAAGUCCUUGCCCACAAGGAUGGAGUGUAUCUCCCCUGUGUUCCCCAGGGAUGAGACCGAGGAAGGAGAGCUUUCUUUUGACAUGGACGGAGCGUUGGGACUUUGGAACAAAGAGUUCUCCUACCACCCCUACGGCGAGCCCAUACCUUUUGAAACAGAUGGACACGUGCUGAGUUUGUACCCUGGGUUUGACGAAGUGUCACUACAUCAUCAAAAGCUGAAUCUGGUGAGCUCUUGUAUGACCAUCAUUAUGACGGUGGCAGGUGUUAAUUGUGAUGCUAAAGUCCUGGAUAAUGAGAUCACCUGCAGGAUCCCCAAAAACAUGACCAUCCCAAGUGAAGGACUGCCAGUGAAGAUCUCCAUCAACGGGCAGGUCCACAAUGUUGGCACGGUGGUGAGGGUCAGCAACCACUACAUGGUGGGCAUUGUUCUGGGGAUCCUGGCGGCUCUGGUGGCAGGGGCGGUGCUGGCAUUCGUUGUCAUGAAACACUUAAGGAAGAAGAAGAAAGCCUCCAUGGUAGAAACCCGUUUGGCCCACAGUGCUCACCGCUCUGGUACAAAUAAUGUGGAGCUGUCGCCUGUUGGGGACUACAGGAGAGUAGUAUCCCUGAGUCCUCCUACACUGCUGGUGGGGCCGGUGGUGUUCCCCAGCCUGGCCUAUGCUGCAGGCAGCAUAGAUUCUACGCUCACUCCCCUCAUGCCUCCAGAGAAGAUCUCCAUCUCCAGUUUUAGGCCAGAGCUGCUGGAGGAGGUGAAGGAUGUUCUUAUUCCUGCUGAGAUGCUUAUUGUGCAGCACCACCGGAUCAUAGGGAAGGGUCAUUUUGGCACUGUCUAUCAUGGCUACUUCACAGACCACAACAACAGAGAAAUCCACUGUGCUGUCAAGUCUUUGAAUAGAAUAACAGAUGUCGAGGAGGUGGAGCAGUUUCUGAAGGAAGGUAUCUUAAUGAAGGGUUUCCACCACAGUAAUGUGCUAUCUCUGCUGGGCAUCCUCCUGCCGCAGGAAGGGCUCCCUCUAGUGGUGCUGCCGUAUAUGAAGCAUGGGGACCUGCGGCACUUCAUACGCUGCGAGAAGAGGAACCCCACCGUAAAGGAUCUGAUUGGCUUCGGGCUGCAGGUUGCCAAGGGGAUGGAGUAUUUGGCUCAGAAGAAGUUUGUGCACAGAGAUCUCGCAGCACGCAACUGCAUGCUGGACGAGUCGUAUACAGUCAAAGUGGCAGACUUUGGCAUGGCCAGAGAUGUUUUUGAUAAGGAGUAUUACAGUGUUCAGGAUCACAGGAAGGCUAAGCUGCCUGUCAAAUGGAUGGCCAUCGAGAGUCUGCAGACACAGAAAUUCACCUCCAAGUCCGAUGUGUGGUCCUUUGGUGUGCUGAUGUGGGAGAUGCUGACCAGAGGAGCGAGCCCCUACCCAGAGGUUGACCCUUAUGACAUAACACAUUACUUACUGAAGGGCAGGAGGCUUCCCCAGCCUCAGUACUGCCCUGACCCUUUGUAUAGCAUUAUGCUUCAGUGCUGGGACCCUGAUCCAGAGUUGAGGCCUAGCUUUGCUACGUUGGUGUUGGCUGUCUCCACCAUCCUGUCUGGCCUGGAGGGAGAACACUACAUCAGUCUGAAUGUUACCUAUGUCAACCUGGACCAGCCUCGGCCCUACCCUGCCCUCACAGAGUCUGCUGAUGAAUACGACUCCACAGAUAUUGACUCAGGCUCGGUCUCUUCCUGAUCCUCUCCUCUUCCUCUCUCGACCUAGACUGGUAUCGGUGCUAACAGCAAGAGCAAAAAAAAAAAAAAAAACAACCUCUGCCAGGUCACAACAUGUCUCUUACCAUCUGAAACAGAGAUUCAGCCUACUGUUUGUGUGCAUGAAAGUGGUAGUGAGAUGUUUUCAGCUGACAUAGCAGACCCUUGGGCAUCCAUUUUGGAGGUCUGUCACUUUUGCAACAAUAGCUGAGUAAAGUGUGAGCUUCCAAACUUGGUCCUCUUAAAAGUAAUAGACAUUUAGUUUCUGUGUUAUUUUUCACUGUUAACAGAUGUCACUGAUGAUACAUCUAAUCAGUUUUGUAGUAGUAUUAGCUUGUUGUUAGCCAACAAAACAAGCCUUCUUGUUAACACUUGCUACGUAUCCAUUAGAAGCUAAUUGGCAUUACGCUGAUUUGCUAAAUCAGCCUGCAGGUUAGCUAGCUAGCCAACAAUGGUAAAAACAGAGUUUGUUCAGAUUAACUGAAGUAAGGGUUUUCUAACACCAAAGUAUUGUGCAAAGAAAGGCACAGGCUAGGGCUAAUAGGUAACCAAAUGAGGAGUCUUUUUCAGAUAUCUGUUUUUUUUCUUGCCCAGCUGGUAUUAAUGUAGACAUGAUCAAUGCCAUAAAAAGUUGAAGAUACACCAUGCACCGUGCAGUGCUUCUUUCCUGGGUGCCAGCUGGUGCAGAGAAAACCACAGUAAACCAAAAAAUAACACAGAGAUGAAGCAACAUGCGUAGCUCGCUCCUUUUUGUUAAUGUGAUCUGUUUAUAAAAUAGUGUCCAUCCUAGUAUCCUGGUGUGGAACGAUAAAUGCCAUGUCAGUUCGUCCAGGUCUGUGUCUAGCAGUGUUGGCUACAGUAUUGAGGAAAGGAGUCACAAAAAGCAGAGCUACAGUGCAAACAAGUAAAAUCCAUGUAAUUCAGAAGCACAGUAGCUUUCUUUUACUACCUACAACAGUGUACUGUUACAGCAGCAGAGCCCAUGUGUAUAUACGUUUAGGUAUGACAAUCUCACAUUUGCGUUUAAUUCUUUUGCAGUGUAGUGAUUGUUCUGUGUAUUUUGGAUCAUACCUUUGUAAGGCACAAUGUUGACAACAAUGUUCUGAAAGCAAUCGGACAUCACCCUGUUGCUUGUUUUUCUGACACAAUGUCUUUGAGAUAGUGUAAUAAAUUAAAAUAUUUAUUUGUUUAUA
Siniperca chuatsi (mandarin fish) is the source of this 5696-nucleotide messenger RNA. It is a transcript of the gene mst1rb, whose product is annotated as macrophage stimulating 1 receptor b. Gene Ontology annotation, biological process: nervous system development; positive regulation of kinase activity; phagocytosis. NCBI's taxonomy places the organism in Eukaryota, Metazoa, Chordata, Actinopteri, Centrarchiformes, Sinipercidae. The transcript is spliced from 21 exons. Gene Ontology annotation, molecular function: ATP binding; transmembrane receptor protein tyrosine kinase activity; protein binding. The record is from RefSeq and is a predicted model, not a curated record. The coding region runs from base 365 to 4486 and encodes 1373 amino acids. Gene Ontology annotation, cellular component: membrane; signaling receptor complex.